Messenger RNA from Paramecium primaurelia, 529 nucleotides. Lineage: Eukaryota; Ciliophora; Oligohymenophorea; Peniculida; Parameciidae. The record is from the annotation of a GenBank genome assembly.
AUGAAUGGAACCUAUUUGUAAUACCCUUCUAAUUGUAAGGCCUGUAUAGAUAGGAGUGAAUUAGAAUUAAAAUAAUUUAAUCCCUACUUUAUUUUAAUGAAUAAAAAUAAAUUUCAAACUAGAAUAUGUUAUGAAAAAUCAUAAGCUAUCAAUACCUAAGAAAAAUAUUAUUAUGAUUCAUUUACAUAAACAAUAGUAGUUUGUAACAAAUAUUAACAAUGUUAUAAUAAAAUUAUUAUACAUUAAAACCUUCAUUGCGAUUCUUCAACUUAUUAUGAAUAAUCUGAAUAAUCAAAUGAUGAAUAUUUUGAAAAAAAGAAUGUAUUAUUUUUCAGAUUUUUUAGUUAAGGAUAUUUAGAAAGUCUAGAGACAUCUUAACUUUUUGAUUAUCAAAAAGAUAUUUCUCUAAGGCACAUUUAAUUUGAAUAUACCAUAAUUCAAGUUCAAAAUUUAUCAUGCCUAUUUUGAUGAAGACCUAUAGAUUUUCUCAAAAUUAGCAAUAGCAUGUUUUUUCCUUAUAAUAAAUUGA